Molecule: messenger RNA, 1057 nt
Organism: Elaeis guineensis (African oil palm)
Lineage: Eukaryota; Viridiplantae; Streptophyta; Magnoliopsida; Arecales; Arecaceae
Product: F-box protein PP2-B11-like
Molecular function (GO): protein binding
Source: RefSeq, a predicted model, not a curated record
AUGGCGAGGCGACAAGAGGAGUCCGAAGGUGGCGGGUACAUCGGCAGGUUGCCGGAGGAGUGCAUCUCGCACGUGCUUUCCUUCACGACGCCUCGUGAUGCGUGCAGGUCGGCGCUCGUGUCGGCCGCCUUCCACUCCGCGGCGAGCUCCGACGCGCUGUGGCAGCGGUUCCUCCCGUCCGAUUACGAGUCGAUCCUAUCGCGGGCCGUUGAUCCGGUCGAGUACUCGUCGAAGAGGGAGCUCUAUCUCCGACUCUGCGACUCCAUUCUCGUCGAUGGCGGCCAGAUGAGCUUUGGAUUGGAGAAAUCAACUGGACGUAAAUGCUACAUGAUAUCUCCAAGAAUCAUGAAUAUUGUAUGGAGUUAUGAACCACAAUAUUGGAGAUGGCUUUCUCUAGCCGAGUCACGGUUCGCAGAAGUUGCUGAGCUUCUAACUGUUUGUUGGUUGGAAGUAAAUGGCAAUAUUGACACUCGACUACUGUCUCCUAGAACAACAUAUGUUGCUUAUCUCGUCUUCAAAUUGGCCUCUGAGUCAUAUGGACUUGGUCCCCCUCCUCAGUUGGCAUCAGUGAGGCUAGGAGCUUAUGCCUCCGAGAUUGAUGUCUGUUUGCAAGAUGAUGAUGAUGAUGAUGGAGACGGUGAUGACAGUGAUGACGAUGAUGAUCAGGAGGAAGGAGGGCGGUGGCAGCAGCGGCGGCACUUGAGGGAUGAUGGGUGGAUGGAGAUCGAGUUGGGGGAGUUCUACAAUGAUGUGGGUGAUGACGGUGAUGUGGAAAUGAGUUGCUCGUCAGUGAAAGCGCUGCAUUGGAAGAGUGGGCUUAUUGUCCAGGGCCUCGAAGUAAGGCCCAAAAUUUGACUUAGACGAUGUUGUGAUUAUUUUCUAUUGCUUCAUGCUCAAAGAAAACUAUUUUUUGUUACUUUAGAUUCACGUUGCAUCAUAUUAGUAGCCGCCGAAACUCUUUCUGGUGGUCUUAUGGACAGUUUGGAUAUUGGAGUGGUGAAUAAAUUUAAGGAUUAAUUAUAUUUUAUCCAUAUGAGCUCAGGCUCAAUUUUAUUAA